Messenger RNA from Didymodactylos carnosus, 786 nucleotides. The record is from the annotation of a GenBank genome assembly. NCBI's taxonomy places the organism in Eukaryota, Metazoa, Rotifera, Eurotatoria, Philodinida, Philodinidae.
AUGGCAUUAGUUGAUACAGCCGUUUAUUUUGAUUAUUCAAUAAAAAUGAUACAAUUGCGUCCAAGCGAUAAAUUAUUUGAUAUUGAAAAUACAUUAAAAAACGAUCUUGAUGUCGAUAUGAAUGUGCACCAUCCCAGGCAAAAACGACCCAAUUUUUUGGGUGUAGAUAAUUAUGAACAGGAUACUCAAAAUGAAACGAAUAACUCAAAAACUGACAUUGAAUAUUUGAUAAUCUGGUUUGAUCUACAUAUCGGUAGUCCAGAUUAUUAUAAGUUAUUAAAAAAAGAAUUUGGAAUGACAAUCGAUCCAACACAAGAUUAUAUCAGUAUACCUAAAAAAGAUGAAGUUGAUAUCGAUAACUUAAUUAGUGUACGUAAUGCUGAAUCCAUUCAAGAUUAUCCAUUAUUAGCGUGCGAUAAGGCAGAAGAUUUCUUGAGACUUCUAACUGAAAAUGCAGACAAAUGCAUAAUCGUUAUCAUAUCUGGUACAUUAGCUAUGGAAUAUAUUGGUGACGAAAAACAAUUAUUAAUGUUUGAACAUGAAGAAAAUUUACUUGCACGAAUAACACGUGAUAUGGGGAAAUAUUUUAUGGAAAAAGGCAAUAUUUAUUUGAAAUCACAUAACUCACAGGAAGCAUUAACCAAUUUUACCCGUUCAAAAAAACUCAUGUUACGUGCCAAUGCACUCGACAAAGAAAAUAAUGGAAAUGAACUCGAAUUAUUAAAUGGUAAACCGCCAAACUAUCAAGGUCUCAUUUUCCAAGCUGAACAACAAGAAAACAAAUAG